GGAAAGUCAAGACCGCAGGAAGCUGCGCGAGCUGUUUGAGUAACUCACCUGCGCGCAAUACUGUGCAAUCAGACGAAACGCGCACGAGACACAGUUCAUUAAUCACCUGCCGCAUAGGUCGGUCGCGCGUUUCUGUAGAAAACAAUGGUUAACAAAGAUUUCAUAAUGGGAUGCUUUGAAAUAGGGGCUUUAUGGCUUAUGGUCACUAUAUUAAGCAUUCAUGCAGAUACCUCUGCAGAUGGAAUCCAAGCUGAAUGUCUUGGAAAUAGAGUACAGUUUAUCCUCCCUGGUUCUUUGAGUGCAGGAGGUCGUUUAGAGAUUUAUGCAGUCAAUGACACACAGACAGUCCUUCUCACACCUCACCUGGCGGCUCAGUGUGGCUAUACACAGAAAUCUGAUCCUUUGGGGAAUACCAUAGUGUCAGCUUCCCUACAGAGUUGUUAUGCAGAGAACCAGGGUGACCAGGAAUUUAGAGUAGCCAUGCAGUUUAAACUGUAUGAAUUCCCCACGCUAUCUGAGAAAGUCCAUGAAGUGUUCAAGUUCUGCAGUCACACCAUGACUUCACGUGAGAUUUUGUGUGAGACAAACUUCAUGGAGGUAUCCGUAAGAAAUGCGUUACCAGAAAUCAAGACUGCAUCAGUAAAACAACUGCCUGCAGUUAUACCUAACCUGCAACUCUGGAAAAUCCUACUGUAUACCCCUGAAGAGAAGUCUUUUGAUAAAGAGACCCUACAAGCGAUGGGCUACAAUGUUCAGAGUUCUCCAACACGACUGGUCAUGCGAAGCCCAUACAACAUGGUCGAAACCUUUGUCCAAAAUGUUGACAGUGUUGAUAUGAUGGUGUUCAAAUCAGUGGUCUUGUUCCGAGAUCGCUGGAUGAUGGCAUUAGUCGAGUCAACAGCUGCCUGUCCAAUCAGUGGAGCUUCAGUUGUGGGUCAAAUGAUUUAUUGGCAAGUUCCUCUGCACAUAACUCCUCUGAUGUCCUUGGAAGUGGAAAUCCUGGAGGUGCACAUGGGCAUCAAUGGCAGAAGGCUCACACCUGAUGAGAUGGAAAGCCGUAACUAUGCUGUGACCUUCAAAGAAUCCCAUGUAGUUGUUGAGAUUCCUAUUGGGGCUUCUGAUGGAUACUUCAAGAGUCACGUUCUUGAGGACCAGUGCCAUGUCAGUUACACCAUUGAACCCAUGCUUGAGUUGCUGUGGAAGGAGGGCCAGGAUAAGACCACGUAUAAGGUCUUGUUCCCCAUCACCACUCCUUUGACACCAUGGUCACCCCAAGUUAAAGACUACACUCAACUCGAGCAGAGGGUAUUUGAUGUAUUGCUGGGUUACCUCCUUCCUGAUGUGGAGCUGGUCAAUAUCACCUUUGGCUCUGAAUUGCUCACGGUCUCUGAGAUCAUUAUUAAAGGCAUUAACCUGCAAGAGCACAGCUUUCCGAAUAACACCAAAGCCUUUGCUCUCCAGGUUCCCUUCUCUGAACCUUAUGUGCAAAUAAAGACGGUUCGCCCUGAUUUAAGAACCUACGUACUUGAUUUGGUCUUUGGUUUCGUCAUCUUGCCUGAACGCACAGCAUUUUCACACUCCGUUGUACUAGAAGCUUCUUUAGCUGACAUUGUCCUUCCACGUGUAGGGGGAAGUUGCAAUGAGGACAGCUUCAACAUUUAUGUCAAAUAUGGGAGCACCCCAAGUUCCCAAAUAAAGAUCCAUCUGGGACAUUUGAAGCUGAAUGAUAAGAUUUUACAGCAGUAUGAGCAUCAUUCGAAUGAAACCCAUUUAGAAAUCAUUGUGCCAUUCCUAGCUCCAGUUGUGGCUUUUGAGUCUGUUCAGUUGGCUGGAAUCAUUGGAAGAAUGGAUGUGGAAAUUUACGAUUCCUUGAAUAACUGGAGCUUCAGAGAGUUCUCCCUUUCUUGCCCCUUUUUUAUAAUAUUGUCAGAGUGUUUUUCUAAUGGAACAAUAACUGUGGUGCUUCCCAAACUGGAAUCAGUCCCACAUCUUCUUCCUGGUGAACUCUCUCUAAGAGACCCGUCCUGCAAACCCUCCUACAGUCAAGACUACUACGCUUAUUUUCAUUUUGGUGUCACCACUUGUGGAACCACGCGAAAGCUUGUUCAGUUUGUUGAGGAUACCAUGAUAUAUGAGAAUGAAGUCACCUGGAAAAGAGAUAAACCUUUGACAGAGACCAUACUCCCUGAGCAGGAAUACAGGUUCAUGGUAUCCUGCGUUUAUAUCGCAAAUGCCACCCAAAGCAUGAUCUUUCAUGCGGUUUCACACUUUAAAGAACCGCACACAGAUGUUGGGAAGGGUGAACUCACUGUUAGCCUGAGGCUUUCCAAGGAUAUGGUUUACCGGCUCUUCUAUCAUGAUGGCGACUACCCUGUUUUAAAGUUUCUGAAACAGCCUCUAUAUUUUGAGGUGGGUAUGGAUCACUCCAAGGACUCCAGGGCAGCAGUAGUCCUGGAAAACUGUUGGGCAACAUUAUCCAAGGACAAAGAAUCCAAUCCUAGAUGGGAUUUAAUAGUGGAUGGAUGUGCCAGUCCUAAAGACCCUGAACAUACCAUCUUCCAUCCUGUAACUGCAGAUGACAGAGUGGACAUCCCCAAUCACUUCAAAAGAUUUGAAGUUAAAACAUUUGCGUUGAAAGAGGAUGAUGAGAGUUCUGAAAGUGAGGGUGACAUCUUGGCCAGAAGGGUUUUUGUCCAUUGUGAUGUCAUUAUUUGUCAUGUCGAGGACACUGCUGAUGGACGUUGCUACAAAAAGUGUCCAGAGGCUCAGAAUCUGGAUGGGAGCAGUUCGAAUAGAGUUCGCAGAAGUUCAGGCUUUUCAGAGGAAGCCCUGCAGCAUGUGUCUAUAGGCCCCAUUCUGUUGAUAUGAACCUGUAAGUUUAAGAUUUCCAAAUUAUCACAGGAAAUGUACUUUGAGUAACUCUGAAGGCAUCAACACAAGGAAACUUCUGGUUUUGAACACCACUUGGUGCAAUAUGGAACUCGAAUGAUGUCAUAUAUCUGAUGCAGAUGAUGAUGUGAGCCUGUGGACAUUCUGCGUUGAAUAACUCCUGCCUUGUGGAAUUUUCACGAAUAGAUGUCUGUAACAGACACUCUACUGUUGCAAUUUCUUAAUGUAGAUGUUGUGAUUGUCCACAAGAUGGCGUCUCAAUUGCAAUAAAGCGUUUUAACC
This is a messenger RNA of Cyprinus carpio (common carp), 3171 nucleotides long. RefSeq lists its product as uncharacterized. Bases 145 to 2868 code for a protein of 907 amino acids. The record is from RefSeq and is a predicted model, not a curated record. Lineage: Eukaryota; Metazoa; Chordata; Actinopteri; Cypriniformes; Cyprinidae. The transcript has 21 exons.